Molecule: messenger RNA, 4606 nt
Organism: Biomphalaria glabrata
Lineage: Eukaryota; Metazoa; Mollusca; Gastropoda; Planorbidae
Product: probable G-protein coupled receptor 75
Exons: 2
Coding region: 2565-4082 (505 amino acids)
Biological process (GO): G protein-coupled receptor signaling pathway
Cellular component (GO): membrane
Molecular function (GO): G protein-coupled receptor activity
Source: RefSeq, a predicted model, not a curated record
CAAAGUUCCCACACAACAGUUUGGCUUGUAAGAGGAAGGUUGUUUUGUUGGGUUCAUGAGUUGGCACUGGGUUUUUGUUGGGCUCAAGAGCUUGUGUGUUCGUGAUCGUCUGAAGAAGUUGGAAUUCUUCAUUUAGGAAACAAAAACAAACCCCGUGUCGACCGUUCUUCAAGAAAACAUCAAGUCGCUUCUUGAAUCAACAUUUUUGAUGUUUUUAAACUCAAGAAUCAAGUUUUAAUCCACACGCUGAUUAUACUUGGGCUACAGUGUCCUGAGAUUAAGCUCUUCUUCUCAGUUCAUCGCAUUGCAGUUCAACAUAGAGUCAAUAUCAUCAUCCUUGACCUUGCUGGAUUCAUCUGUAAUAUAGACUCAUAUUACUUGUAUGUUAUACCACCGCACAGUGGGUAGAUGGAGAGCUGUUUGGAUACAUGACAGACAGGACACAAUGACAUUGACACGGUGUCACGGCUAUGACCUGCCCUGGCUGCACGUUGUGAUGUAAACACGAAUGCGGGGGCGAUACAUCUGAACACCUUAGAAUGGUAUCGUACACAUCUUUUGGCGGUGUUCAAGCGAUUGGGAGGCAUCAUACAAGACUCGAUUUGAUCUGAAGAAAAGCGCUGGCGUUAUCACUACAUUUAUGGUUCUCGCCUCGUGUUGUUCUGUGCUUGGUCUCCACGCUACAAUCUUAUGAAUAUUCAUGAAGGCCAUUUCAAAUCCAACGUCUUUCAAAGGAAGUAAAUUGAAUCCACAGGCGAGCCUUUCACGGCUCAAUAAUUGAGCUUAACAGGUGUGCGUCUUCCUUUAUAUAAUCUCUCUUUCUCUCUCUCUCUCUCUCUCGUUCUCACAUAAGAUUUCUUAAGUUGGAUAUAGUGUAUAGUUACACACAUUAAAAAAAAAAAUGUGAGUGACAAAAGAGGGGAAUUAACCCCUGCUGAUUCUCAUCACAAGUUACUCCGUGGACCACAAUAGUUAUGCUAUGCGCAGAAUUAUUUCCCUUGGCAAUGUUCGUUUCUUAGUGAGUGUCGGGAGUCAUACCUAUCUGAAUAUAAUUACUGAUUAUAACACGUGAUAUUACUGCUCUGGUUUUCAGAGAAGUUUUUUUUUCCUCCCAUAAAGAUAGGAUCAAUGAAAAUGUGGGAAAUAAGGGAGACCAUGUUUUAUUUAGCAGCUGCUUUACGUGAUCAGGCAAAGAACCAACGUUAAAGACUUACAUUGUGUGGAGAAGAUACAAAUCUUCUGACACCAUUCUCAACAAAUGAAACCAAUGAACAUUCCUCGUCUAAAUGGUCUAUAAACAAAUAGAAAUAUCAUUAAUUAAUGUGACAGCACAGGGAGUUGAAGUCUUUCAGCAUUUCUCUCAACAGGAUCAAACUUAUACAAGUGCUCUAUAUGCUCGGGAGUUAAUCCAGCAGAUAAUAAAAGCAUAUCUACCAUAAGUAAAAACUAUUACGCGAAUGCCUUCAUUAUACAUGUUAUAGAAUCUACUCUUCUUAGCCUGAACUCGGCUGCGCCUAUAAAGCCAGGUUUGUUCCCGGCAGCGGGCUCGUGGAAAUAAAGGGGAACAACUCAAUGAAAAGAAAUCAUUGUCUCCCUUCGAUCAUAUGCUGACGUUACGUUGGGGCCGUGGUGCGAAUUGUUUCUCGUCUGCCAACACGGGAGGUUAAGGAGUCAUCUGUCGAUCUUUGUUUAUGUACUGAAGAAUACGAAUACAUCUGCAUCGUAUAUUUAUACACUGAAACAGAUACAAUACUUUCGUGCGUUGAUUCAUUGAAGUCCAUCUAAGAGCACGCUUCUAUUUAUAAGGAUAUCAAGUUGAAUGUUGAAAAUCAUUAUGUCGUGUUGAUAGACAGGAGAAUAUAUAUACAUCUUAAAUCAAAUGCUAAGCUGACAAUAUUACACCUACAUCUAUUGGGACCGUAUAUACUAAAUGCUUUUUUUUUUGGUAGGUCGUAUGUUGAUGGAUAGGAUUAAUGAGUGAUUUUAUUAAUUUGAUUGUUCUGACAUUCACCUCUAGACAGUAGUACUAAUCCAACACAUGCUUUUUAUUUAGCCCCGUGACACACAAACUGCGAGUUCAAUACCUUUGUAUGACGUGCAUUGGUUCCUUCAGAACUCGGGUGAUGGUAAAUUUGACUCCUAGAACUUGUAAAAGUACCGGGUACACGGUACCUUUUGGCCACGUUUUAUUUCGGGGACUCUGAAAAGGAGAGAGGCGAAGAACAAAGCGAGAAAACUCUGGCAGCAGGAAGUGCCAGGUUGUCUGAAAGUUUUUUCUUGUCGGAUGUGUAGAGCAUUAAGCUGGUAACACUACACCAGCCUGGCUCUACAAAGCAUUGGUAAAUGCCAGGAGUUUUUUCAACACAAGGGCUGCAACUUCGUUUUCUGCUAAGAUGAGUAACAACAAUAUUCGAUCAAUACGUGUUAUUAUUAAAGUGAUACAGUAACCUCUUUGGCAUGUCGGAUGGUUAUCUGGAUUAUUAUAAACUCACUAACCUAUGCAUUUCCAUUCCAUAAAUGCUGACUGAUGUACUUAAGUCCAAUGAGUCAGAAAGGCUGUGUACAUGCACCUUAGGAUCAUGUCUGGUCAAGAAAAUAGAGAACCCUCAAGUCUUGUCCAGCGUGGAUUGACCAAUGGCAGUAUUAACGUUAUACUGGACUGGGAUCCAUCCGUUCAAUUCCAUGGCACUGUCCACACUGCAACUCUGGCCGUCUGCACUGUUCUAGUCAUUUUUGUUGUCAUCCUGGGGACGUUCGGUAACGGUUUGGUCAUUUUGUCUGCACUGCAGUGUCGAAAACUGAGGUCUAACUUUGAGGUGCUGGUCUUUAAUCUAGCCGGGGCGGAUCUCAUCAUCUGCCUCUGUCUUUCGCCCACCUUCUUGUUUUUAUUGUUUUCAGAUCCGCCUUCGCCCCGUGAGUUCUGCGGCGGGUAUCUCUUCGCCACAACCACGUGUGGUCUGCUCUCGUUGUUGACGCUGGUGGCUAUCGCCGCUCACCGGCAGUCUUGGCUCAAGGGCAGAGUCAAAGGAAGCCUGAGUACGCUGAAGACUGCGUUCAUCAUUGGGGCUGUAUACACCGUGGGAGUGGGCACCGCUGUUGGUGGCACGCUGCACGUGACUGUCGCGUGGAGCGACACCUACACCGACUGUCGUUACGUCAUGAACAGCAACGACGUCAAAACCAACAACGUUGUCCUCUUCUUCAUCAGCCCUGUCGUCAUUGUCAGCAUCAUCAUCAUCGUCACAUCUUAUUCAGCCGUGGCCAAGGCGGUUAGGGUUCAAACCUACCUGCGGGUCAAAUCCCUUCAACCGCUACUUAAGCCUGCCUUCUACAAGCCCAUCCAGAGUCCGUCCAAUGCAGACACCUUGACAUCUGCGCCGGAAGUACAGCAGUCUAUCUUAGAGAACACUUCCGGUAAAAAAUUGUCCUCCCUUAGACACUGUUCCUGCUGCAACUGCAUGGCGGCGCUGGACAAAGAAAAUAAAGCCGUGACAAUGUGCCUGCUUGUUAUAUUAAUCAUCUCUCUGUGCUGGACACCCCUUGUUGUCUCGCAUUUUAUUGAACUGAUCUCCGGUCAGUCCAUUAUAGUCUACCAGGUCAAGCUGUGCGGCAUUGCUCUCAUCUUUCUGAACAGCGCCCUCAACCCGUACAUGUACGCCCAGGGAAACGGGCGAAGUAAGCAACGGUACGGUAGAUUUCUUUGGGACAUGGUCCGUUGCGACUGUCGAAUACCCAAAACUCGACGAUUCAUAACCCUGAACGCAAAAACAGCGGAUCUUAGAACUGUACAAAUCUCCAGGAAACACCAAAACUCUAUCGUUUCACAAAAAUGUCCAGAUAAAACCCUUCCCCCGGCCCACACCAAAGAGAAAUGCAAUAAAUUAUUAAAGACGACUUAUACCAAUAACAUAUUGCUCUACGGAGAUGUCCACUCAUCGAUUCCUGUCAGAACGAAAGAAGAUUGGCGCCAAACCAAAAAGACGUUGGCCCAAACGAUCAUCAUCAGUGAUGUGAAAACAUUGGUGCAUAAAAGUUGUUGUCAUAGGCACGCCCCUGACGAUCAAAGUUUAAUCGACUCUUGACACGACAUCCACAUUGUAUUAUUUAUUGUUAUUACAACGUAUGCCAUUGAGUUUUAAAUACACAAUUGAAAGCAUUCGAUUUUAUUCAUCAAUCAACUUAUGUAUAUAUAUAUAUAUUUGGCAACAUUGCCACCUAAAUUUUAUAUGCCAGAUUUUUAGACAGCUGAAAUCAAAUCAAAAUAUUUUCAUACUGAUUAGCUUCUGUUAAUUUUUCUUAGAAAAGAUAUACAUUUAUGAAUUGCUUAAGUGUUUGUUGACAAUUACACAUAUAGCACAUAGUCUUAAGUCUAGAAAGAUAAAUACAUGCAUUUAGACGAAAUAAUUAUGAAUUGUGGCAUCCUGUCGCAGUUAACAUUAUGUUUGUUUUGAGAGGAGGAGAGAGUUUGUGUAAAUGUUGUCACGUUUUCUAUGGACAUGCUUGAAAUAGUUGCAACUUAAUUUCUACAACAUUGUGUUGACGUCUGCUGAAUGAGAGUUUUCACAAUGUGAUCGCUUAUUUGUAAAUAAAACAGAUCAACUUAAUA